Messenger RNA from Danio rerio (zebrafish), 7751 nucleotides. The record is from RefSeq and is a predicted model, not a curated record. Lineage: Eukaryota; Metazoa; Chordata; Actinopteri; Cypriniformes; Danionidae.
GCGCGUCCACGAGACAGAGUUCAGAAAACACACACACAGUCAGCAGCGCACGAACGCAAACACACGCAAGACCCAGGCGAAGUUAUCAAAUACACCGCAGCCGAGUAUCCACCACCACCACCACCACCAUCAUCAUGCCGGCCACAGAAAAGGAUCUUGCGGACGACGCGCCGUGGAAGAAGAUCCAGCAGAACACGUUUACGCGCUGGUGUAACGAGCACCUGAAGAGCGCGAACAAGCGCGUGGCCGACCUGCAGCAGGACCUGAGCGACGGACUGCGGCUCAUCGCGCUGCUGGAGGUGCUGAGCCAGAAGAAGAUGUUCAGAAAAUACCACAGCAGACCCACUUUCAGACAGAUGAAGCUGGAGAACGUGUCCGUGGCGCUCGAGUUCCUGGACCGGGAGAACAUCAAGCUCGUGUCCAUCGACAGCAAAGCGAUUGUAGAUGGGAACCUGAAGCUGAUCCUGGGUCUAGUAUGGACCCUCAUCCUCCAUUACUCCAUCUCUAUGCCCGUCUGGGAGGAUGAAGACGAUGAUGAAGCCAAGAAACAGACGCCCAAGCAGAGGCUGCUGGGCUGGAUCCAGAACAAAGUGCCUGACCUUCCCAUCACCAACUUCAGCCAGGACUGGAGGAACGGCAGGGCUCUGGGGGCUCUGGUGGACAGCUGCGCUCCAGGGCUGUGUCCUGACUGGGAGAUCUGGGACUCAGAGAAGCCUGUGGAUAACGCCACGGAGGCCAUGCAGCUCGCAGAUGAUUGGCUGGGAAUCCCACAGGUUAUUGCUCCAGAGGAGAUCAUUGACCCCAGUGUGGACGAGCAGUCAGUCAUGACAUAUUUAUCACAGUUCCCCAAAGCCAAACUGAAGCCCGGAGCUCCUCUCAAACCCAAACUCAACCCAAAGAAAGCGCGCGCAUACGGUCCAGGUAUUGAGCCGACAGGUAACCGCGUGAUGCGUCCGGCAGUGUUCACUGUGGACACGUUCAGUGCGGGUCAGGGCCAGGUCAUGGUGUAUGUAGAAGACCCAGAGGGCCGCAGAGAGGAGGUGAAACCUGUGCUGAAUGAAGGGAAGAAGACCUACAGCGUCACCUACGUCCCUCAGGUCAUGGGGACACACAAGGUUACCGUUCUUUUCGCUGGACAACAAAUCCCAAAGAGCCCAUUUGAGGUGAACGUAGACAAAGCCCAAGGAGACCCGACCAAAGUGACCGCUAAAGGACCCGGACUGGAGCCGCUGGGAAACAUCGCCAACAAACCCACAUUCUUCGACAUCUACACUGCAGGUGCUGGAGUGGGAGACGUGACGGCCGUCAUUAAAGACCCUCUGGGUAAUAAAAACACUGUGGAGGCUGUAAUGGAGGACAAGGGUGAAAACGUCUUCCGCUGCACAUACAAACCAGUGCAAGCCGGUCCUCACACAGUCAACAUCACAUUCGGAGGCAUCGCCAUCCCGAAGAGCCCCUUCGCUGUCAACAUUGGCCCAGCGUCUGUCCCGGGUGCAUGCCGGGCCACCGGUCGAGGUCUGCAGCCCAGAGGAGUGAGAGUUCGGCAGGUGGCGGAUUUUAAAGUGGACACCCGUAAUGCUGGAAGUGGAGAUCUGAAGGUCACCGUUAAAGGACCCAAAGGUCUGGAGGAGCCAGUGAAACAGAAGGACGCCUCAGAUGGUGUUUACUCUUAUGAAUAUUAUCCACACGCUACUGGCAAAUACAGCGUCUCCAUCACCUGGGCUGGACAGCACAUUCCCAAGAGCCCUUUCGAGGUUCAUGUGGGCUCUGAAGCAGGACCGCAGAAGAUCCGUGCCUGGGGUCCAGGUCUGGAGGGAGGCAUAGUGGGAAAAUCUGCAGACUUUGUGGCUGAAUCCAUCGGGACUGAUGUCGGGAUACUCGGUUUUGCUAUCGAGGGUCCGUCCCAGGCCCGCAUCGAGUGUGAGGAUCAGAACGACGGCUCAUGUGACGUCAGAUACUGGCCCACCGAAGCCGGAGAAUACGCCGUUCAUGUCAUGUGUGAUGAUGAAGACAUCGAGGACAGUCCCUUCAUGGCCAUCAUCGUCCCUGAUAACAAAGCCAACAACCCCGGCCUGGUGAAGGCUUACGGGCCGGGCUUGGAGAAAUCCGGCUGCAUCAUAAACAAACCUGCUGAAUUCACUGUAGAAGCCACAGAUGCAGGAGCCGGACCACUGAAGAUCACAGCACAGGAUGCUGCUGGUGUCCCGGUGGAGGUGAAGGUGAAAAGCAGAGGCGACCAGGUUUACUCUUGCUCAUACACACCGACCGCCGCCAUCAAACACACACUGGCAGUGAGCUGGGCUGGUGCCAGUGUUCCCAACAGCCCCUUCAGGGUGAAUGUGGGCAAGGGAAGUCAUCCUCAUAAAGUGAAGGUGUUUGGUCCUGGAGUGGAGAAAACAGGACUGAAGGCUCAUGAACCCACACACUUCACUGUAGACUGCACUGAAGCUGGAGAAGGGGAUGUGAGUGUUGGAAUCAAGUGUGAAGCCAAUGUAAUCAGCGGACAAGAAGAGGAUGUGGAUUUUGACAUCAUUCCCAAUGCCAACGACACUAUUACUGUUAAAUAUAUUCCUCCUGGAGCCGGACGACUCGUUAUUAAAGUCCUGUUCACUGAUCAGGAAAUUCCGGUCAGUCCAUUCCGUGUUAAAGUGGAUCCGUCUCACGACGCCUCUAAAGUCAAAGCAGAGGGACCAGGAAUCGCACGAGCAGGUGUGGAGAGUGGAAAACCAACACACUUCACAGUUUACACUAAAGGAGCAGGUAAAGCUCUGCUGGAUGUGCAGUUUUCUGGCCCAAAUAAAGCACAACCUGUCCAAGACUUCGAGAUCAUUGAUAACUAUGACUAUUCCUAUACUGUCAAGUACACACCAGUCCAGCAGGGAGAGAUGGUGAUAACAGUAAGCUACGGUGGAGACCCGAUUGCUAAAAGCCCCUUCGCUGUCGGUGUCGCAGCUCCACUCGACCUUAGCAAGAUUCAAGUGGAUGGCCUGGAAAACCGAGUACAAGUUGGUGAGGAUCAAGAGUUUGCUGUUGGUACUAGAGGAGCAGGUGGGCAAGGCAAACUGGAGGUCAAGGUUACCAGUCCGUCAGGGAAAUCUGUGCCCUGCUUGGUGGAGCCUGGUAAAGCAGGCAGUCUGGUCAAAUACAUCCCUAAAGAGGAGGGUGUUUACAUGGUGGAGCUGCUCUAUGAUGGGCAUCUGGUGCCCGGAAGCCCCUUUCCUGUGGAAGCCAUGUUGCCUCCAGAUCCCAGCAAGGUCAAGGCGUUCGGUCCGGGACUGAAGGGUGGUCUUGUUUCAAGUCCUGCUGAGUUCACCAUCGACACUAAAGGCGCAGGAACCGGUGGUCUCGGCCUCACCGUUGAGGGUCCGACCGAAGCCAAAAUCGAGUGCUCUGAUAACGGCGACGGCACUUGCUCCGUGUCGUACCUUCCCACAGAACCUGGAGAAUAUCUGGUCAAUAUCCUCUUCGAGAACGUCCACAUUCCUGGAUCACCUUUCCACGCCGACGUCCAGUACCCGUUUGAUCCCACUAAAGUGUUAGCGUCAGGCUCAGGCCUAAAACGAGGAAAAGUUGGCGAAGUCAGUGUGUUAAAUGUGGACUGCACCACAGCCGGACCGGGACUGCUGACGCUGGACGCCGAGUCUGAUUCUGGAGUCAAGGCUAAGACGGAGGUUUUGGAUAAUAAAGACGGGACGUACACGGUCACUUAUAUCCCGCUGACUGCAGGCAUGUACACAUUACAGCUGAAAUACGGAGGAAAGAGCGUUCCCAGCUUCCCUGCUAAAGUGAAAGUGGAUCCGGCUGUGGAUACUAGCAGAGUGAAGGUGUUCGGGCCAGGAGUCGCUGGAGAAGGAUCAAGAUGGUAAACUUAAGAAAGCCAACAUUCAGGACAACAGAGACGGGACCUACAGAGUGUCUUAUGUACCGGAUAAAGUGGGUCGAUACACUAUUGUGAUCAAAUAUGGCGGAGACGAGAUCCCGACAUCUCCAUAUCGAGUCAGAGCCACGACUUCAGGAGAUGCCAGCAAGUGUACAGUCAGCGGACCAGGCAUCGGGCCCACCAUCGGUAUCGGGCAGGAGGUGGGCUUCAUGGUGAACACUAAAGGUGCAGGAAAGGGGAAUCUCUGCUGUGUGGUGCUCACUCCGGACGGCAGCGAGGUGGAGGCAGACGUCAUCCAGAAUGAGGACGGCACAUUCGACAUCUUCUACACCGCACACAAACCCGGGACAUACGUCAUCUACGUGCGCUUCGGUGGAGAAAACAUUCCCAAGAGCCCCUUCAAAGUCAUGGCUACGGAUGAAGCUCCCAUGAUGCAACAGCAGUCAGUCCAGCAGCAGCAGUCGGCGGCUCCAGCCAUGGGUUUCCAGCCCUGGGUCACAGAUGGCUCGUAUGUUCCUGCAAACAGUGUGAACGGGACGGGCUACAGACCCUUCGAUAUGGUCAUCCCCUUCACCUUUAGUAAAGGAGAAAUCACAGGUGAGGUUCACAUGCCGUCAGGAAAAAGCGCUCAGCCGGAGAUCAUCGAUAAUAAAGACGGGACGGUGACGGUCAAAUACUCGCCAACAGAGGCUGGGCUUCACGAAAUGCACAUUAAAUACAACGGCACGCACAUCCCAGAGAGUCCUCUGCAGUUCUUUGUCAACAAUGCUAACAGUCCUAAUGUAACGGCGUACGGCCCAGGUCUGGUCUAUGGCACGGCCAAUAAAACCGCCAUGUUCACCAUCUACACUGAAGAUGCGUCUGAAGGUGGUCUGGAUCUGGCCAUUGAAGGGCCGUCGAAGGCUGAGAUCAGCUGUGUGGACAAUAAAGACGGCACCUGUACGGUUUCAUACCUGCCCACAUUGCCUGGAGAUUAUAAUAUACUUGUACGAUACAACGACAAGCACAUCGCUGGAAGCCCCUUCACCGCCAGGAUUACAGAGGAUAAUAAGCGUAAGUCUCAGGUGAAGCUGGGCUCUGCAGCUGAUUUCUCUCUGGACAUCAUGGAGACUGACCUUAGUCUGCUCACCGCCAGCAUUAAAGCCCCGUCUGGACGCGACGAGCCCUGCUUACUGAAGAGGCAGCCAAACAAUCACAUCGGAAUCUCCUUCAUACCAAGGGAAGUGGGUGAGCACCUGGUGAGCAUUCGGAAGAACGGCCGGCACGUGCCCAACAGUCCCAUCAGCAUCACUGUGGUUCAGUCAGAGAUCGGUGACGCUGGCCGGGUGAAGGUGUUCGGGACGGGCCUGCAGGAGGGACAAACCUUCCAGAUGGCAGACUUCACUGUGGACACCAGAGAAGCUGGCUAUGGUGGUCUGGCGUUGUCCAUCGAGGGUCCCAGCAAAGUGGACAUCCAGACAGAAGACAUGGAGGACGGCACAUGUGGAGUCUCAUACUGUCCCACUGAACCGGGAACCUACAUUGUGUCCAUCAGAUUUGCAGAAGAGCACGUCCCAGGUAGUCCGUUCAGUGUAAAGGUGACUGGAGAAGGUCGAAUCCGCGAGAGCAUCAGUCGACGUCAGAAAGCAGCUUCAGUUUCCAGUGUUGGAAGUGUUUGUGAUCUCAACCUCAAGAUCCCAGAGGUGGACAUUAGUGACGUGACGGCUCAGGUCAUCAGUCCGUCUGGAGCCACAGAAGAGGCUGAUCUGGUGUCAGUGGGGAAUCAGACAUACUGUGUUCGCUUCGUGCCGCAGGAGACCGGUGUUCAUUUGGUAAACGUGCGGUACCGUGGGCAGCACGUUCCCGGAUCCCCCUUUCAGUUCACCGUGGGGCCGCUGGGGGAAGGAGGAGCGCAGAAGGUGAGAGCUGCGGGACCCGGACUGGAGAAAGCAGACGUCUGUGAGCCAGCUGAGUUUACCGUGUGGACUCGUGAAGCAGGGGCUGGUGGUUUAUCAAUCGCUGUGGAAGGGCCGAGUCGAGCUGAAAUCUCAUUUGAGGAGAGGAAAGACGGAUCAUGUGGAGUCUCAUAUGUAGCUCAAGAGCCUGGAGACUAUGAAGUGUCUAUAAAGUUCAAUGAUGAGCACAUUCCUGAAAGCCCAUUCCUGGUUCCAGUGUUUGCUCCUGUAGACGAUGCCCGCCGCCUCACUGUUACCAGCCUUCAGGAGUCUGGCCUGAAAGUGAAUCAGCCGUCCUCGUUUGCGGUGCGACUGAACGGGGCGAAGGGAUCCAUCAGCGCUAAAGUGCACAGUCCAUCCGGAGCGCUGGAGGAGUGUGCGGUGUCUGAGCUAGAACAAGAUAAGUACGCCAUUCGUUUUAUCCCGCGAGAGAACGGCAUCCACGUCAUCGACGUGAAGUUCAACGACACACACAUCCCCGGCAGCCCCUUCCAGAUCCGUGUGGGAGAGCCAGGACAGGGCGGAGAUGCGGGACUCGUCACGGCUUAUGGACCCGGAUUGGAGAGAGGAACCACAGGAAAUCAGGCCGAGUUCAUAAUCAACAACACUAAAGCGGGGCCGGGGUCCCUGUCGCUCACUAUCGAGGGCCCUUCUAAGGUGAAGAUGGAGUGUCAGGAGUGUCCCGAAGGCUUCAAAGUGCACUACACACCGAUGGCCCCUGGAAACUACAUCAUCACUGCCAAAUACGGAGGUCCCAACCACAUCACCGGCAGCCCGUUCAAAGCCAAAGUGACCGGUCCGCGUCUGGUGAACGUGAGCAGCGUGAGUGAAAUGUCAUGUCUGAUGGUGGAUUCCGUGACUCGCUCCACCAGCUCGUCUGCCAGCAGGGUCAGCAGUCGAGGCCCUGGACUCAGCAAGGCCUUCAUCAGCCAGAAAGCCUCUUUCACUGUUGACUGCAGUAAAGCUGGGAAGAACAUGCUCCUGGUGGGUGUUCACGGUCCUCAAACCCCCUGCGAGGAAAUCCUGGUCAAACACAUGGGAAACAUGCAAUACAACGUCAGCUAUGUCCUGAAGGAGCGAGGAAACUACAUUCUGGCUGUCAAAUGGGGAGAUGAACACAUCCCAGGCUCUCCAUUCACUGUCACCGUCCCAUAAUGCCCUGUACUUCGUCCUUCUAAAAACACUCCAGAGACACUGUAAAAACACACAUCCAGACCCUCUUCAUUCUGAUGAACUUUGCACUUGAUCAGGUUUUCGACUGGAAUGUGAUGCAUUAUGACUGUAACGGCAUGUUAUGAUGCAUGAAUUGUGCAUUUCUGUUUGUCGAUUUGGUUUUUAGAGAGUUCAGAUGAUCUUGUAUGAACAAACUGAUUAGGGUUCAACACCCAAAAACGUCUCUUAACUACUGAUACUGACUUUAAUUGUUCGUCUAGUUCAUUUUAAUGCACAUAUUAUAACAUUGUCUGUAUUUGAUUCUUGCUGUUUAAUCUGAGCUGUGACAUUAAUCGAAGCAUCGUCCAUAAAAACACUUCAAAUCAAGCACUGCUUUUGUCAUCUCAGUAGGUUUCACUACUAAAUAUUGAACAUUUAUAUAGAAAAAGGUUAAAUUUAUUAGACUUUCAGAGCCCUCAAGACCAAAAACAUCCAGUAUUCUUGAAUUAAUUUGGCUUUUUUUUUUGUUUGAAGACACUAAUAUUCAGUCACAGUAAUGGAUUGAUGCAGAUUUAAUAUGAUUAUUUUCAUCAUUUGUGUUUGUCUUAAAUCAUCUACUAGUUUUGAUACUCCAGUGGUUAAGUAUUUUGUAAGUCUUUUAAGGGCAAGAGGGGACAUAUAAUUGUAUUAUCUAUUAGCCAUUGGUGCCUUAUUGUGUAACACGUGAAUAGAUCUGAUGUACAUUUGCUUAUUAAAAUUGAAUGGAAUAAAUAAUUUAGAAGCUA